This is a messenger RNA of Sinocyclocheilus grahami, 339 nucleotides long. Its product is annotated as LIM/homeobox protein Lhx2-like. The coding region runs from base 1 to 339 and encodes 112 amino acids. Lineage: Eukaryota; Metazoa; Chordata; Actinopteri; Cypriniformes; Cyprinidae. Gene Ontology annotation, molecular function: DNA-binding transcription factor activity, RNA polymerase II-specific; RNA polymerase II transcription regulatory region sequence-specific DNA binding. Gene Ontology annotation, cellular component: nucleus. The transcript is spliced from 3 exons. The record is from RefSeq and is a predicted model, not a curated record. Gene Ontology annotation, biological process: neuron differentiation; regulation of transcription by RNA polymerase II.
AUGCAUCUAAGUAGUGUGUUACUCUUCACCCACAACCACAAUCCAGAUGCCAAAGACCUCAAAGAGCUCGCCCAGAAAACCGGCCUCACCAAACGUGUGCUCCAGGUUUGGUUCCAAAAUGCCCGUGCAAAACUCAGGAGAAACUGUCUAUAUCAGGAGAGCGUGGGAGUGGACAAUGUUUCUGACAAUUCCACAAUCACAUCCCCAUCAGUGCCUUCACCCCAACUGUCCCACAGAUCUCUGAGCCCAUCCAGCCCCACCGGCACCUCUCCAUCACAACACGCACAACACAGUCACAACACAAACUCCCCAAUGCCUGAGUUCCUCUACCACUCUUAA